Messenger RNA from Ostertagia ostertagi, 317 nucleotides. The record is from the annotation of a GenBank genome assembly. Lineage: Eukaryota; Metazoa; Nematoda; Chromadorea; Rhabditida; Trichostrongylidae.
GACAUGAGGUCAGUAACCGCGAGGACAUCGUAAAGAGCUUUUUGAAUGUCGUUGAUGAGUUCAUCAGCGACUCCAGUAACGGCGACAAGUUAAUUGGCGUCCACUGCACGCAUGGCCUGAAUCGUACUGGCUACUUGAUAUGUCGGUAUCUUAUUGACAGAAUGGGUUGGACAGCUGAACGUGCCAUAUCGCUGUUCGAGUUCUCACGAGGUCACCCAAUAGAACGUGGACAUUACAAGAAAAGUUUAUAUGACGCCGAAAAACGGAUAGCGGAGGGUUCAUCGCCUUCUUCUUCACCAAAACAGAUUGCUGCUUAG